This is a messenger RNA of Nomia melanderi (Alkali bee), 4177 nucleotides long. RefSeq lists its product as uncharacterized. The record is from RefSeq and is a predicted model, not a curated record. Lineage: Eukaryota; Metazoa; Arthropoda; Insecta; Hymenoptera; Halictidae.
AAGUGUGGGGAACACGGAGUGACGCGCUCUCGGGCGCUCAUAUAGUUACAUUGAUACAUACAUAUAUACUUCACUGGAGAAAACGCAGUGCAUAAUACGCCACACGUAAAACACGCGUGUAGCCCUGGCCUAAGGAUUAAAAUAUAGUUUAAAAUACGCAUGAUAUGCCGGCGAAACAACCAUGUCACGUUUCAGUCUACUCUGCUAAGGAAUAAGAUAAGGCAGACUCCAGGGAAGUCGUUUUAUAUACGACUGAGAGAAAGGGGGCAGAGCGGUCGCGCGGAUUGGCCAAGCUGUACACGGUCUCGCUGCUCAUUGGCGGAAACUGUUGGGUCUUAUCGGAUCCGACGGUGCGUUGUGUUGCCAUUGUGCGUUGUUGGGUCUACUAUUCUACGUUUCAGUGCUACGUCGGAAUUGGUUUAAAGGAGUUGGCUUGCCGCUCGUGGUCCUCGAAUAUCGGCCCAAAGUUAUGCUUUCAAUCAUUCUUCUCUCACAUGAAGCUAAAGGAUUAUCAACUUCCGAUGAUUAUAACAGAUAAGGGGUUAAUGACCGUUAAGAGAUGGCGCCACUUAUGCAGACAGGCUACCAUAGCGCAGAAGAACCGAGCAGAUACUCGCUGAGGGUUCUGAAACGCAGCGAGAAAUCUGUUUCUCAAGCGGACCAUGUGGACGCUUCGAAGAUAAACAGAAAAGAAGAUUUCCUUCGCUGUUUGGGGCUUCAAAUGAAAACAUUUCAGUGCGUGUACAUCGCGUCAGACGGCGUGCAUGACAUUAAAGCCCGAAACAACACCAAUGGGUUAAAGUUACGUAACUGUAGUGUUGUCAUCCUGGGGGUAACGUGUCAAAUAUGUGGCAAGUGUUUUAAGUGCAAAACGGACGUGAACGUGCACAUGGCACUGAAACACGGUAAAUGUUCCGAAAAGAAGGAAACGCGAUUCAUACAAGGUAACAGUGAAGUGUGUCAAAAGUUUUCCGAGGUUUCACAAUUUCAAUCUGUCACUAAAAAAAAUCCCAGGACAAGGCUUCGACUAAUUCUAAGGAUAGGCGAUGAAGUCGUCACUGAUAUCAGCCUAAAACGUAAGCAUUUGAAAUCGAAAAAAUCAAUAAAUACUGCUACGCAAACCGAACCGGAUAAUGUUACAAAAUUAAUCACGGAAAAUAGUGUCGGCGAAAGUAUCGAUCACUCUGUAUUCGAUAAUAGUCCUUGCCAGUGUUGCACAGCGACUAUCCGUACAACCAGUACCAAUCAAUAUGUAGCUGCUAACAUUGUUGCAAGCGAGGAAAGCGCAGGACGAAAUGACAGUUGCUGUAUGGAAAGGUUAACGUCCAUAUCUGAAAAGGAUAACGAUACUACGCUAAAUUCGGAUUCGUUCACAUCGGAUUUAACAAAUACGAAAGGAAGUAAUCUCGUUCCACAAUAUGAUAGGGAAGCAAUGUGUUCUCGACAGGAAAAUAACUGUAACGAGUCUUGUAAAAGAAAAUCUGAUUCUUUUAAAUCAGUCACAGACGUUACGAAAACAUUUGUUGAUACUGUAACAGUAACAUUCCAGUCACCGUCGACAGACAUAAACGGAAACGAAAAAGUGAGGGAUCGCAACGAAAAAUUAUCGAAUUCAUCGGACGUAAUUAACACAGUAAAAUUAAUAAUGCCGGUAAUACUCCCUAUAAUCAUGCCGAGUCAGGUAUCCCCUAAGAGCCCCGAAGACCGUCCACUGGCAUCUUCGCAAGCCCGCCUACCGAAGACCGGUUUCAUCGACGAGCAAAAUUCUGACGACGAAGUGCAGGAGGUUCUUCGAAUCGUUCGUGGCCACGACAACAUCGCCAGGGAAAUUAAUCAUGAGUCACCGAAUCGUUUGGAACAGGAGAUUCUUGCACGAGACGCCAUCAGAAACAUGCUCAGACUAGAACAACAAGGUUGGCAUCUAUUAGAGAAGAGUGGGAAUGAACUGACGAAAAAAAGAAAACGGACUGGCGGGAAAUUUGACACCAAGAACGUCGUCGGGGACGAGACUGGGAAAAAGAAAACAAAAAUCGUCGGUUCCGAGAAUAAUGUUGUUAAAACCAUGAACGAGAGGAGCAGUUCGAAAGAGUCCUUCGCGAAGGCUCAAAAGCCGGGUCACGAUAAAAUGUCUAUAGCAGAGAAUGCGAAGGAGAAUGUACUUAUGUGUAAUGGAAGCAUUAAUAUUCCGACGGAAACGCUGCUGCAUCAUUAUGGUAUAAACUACUACAGCGACGUGUGCGAGAUAAACAAUAACACGGAGACAACGGUUCAGGAACCUGUUAGCGGUCUUUUAGCUAAUAGACCGACUGUAAUAGAUCUAGUCAAUGACACUGAGGAAUAGAAAACGAUCGAAACAAUACACUAGGUGAACGGUACAUGUAAUGUUACAGGAACGUCGCUAUCUUGUAAAGAGAUUAGGUUUUUCAAGUUCAAUUAACAAACUAUAAAUAGUUUUAAAUAACAGGGAAGAUCAGUGAUCCAAAUGUAGCUUUCGCGGCUAAAACUGAUGCAAUAUGUAGGGGACAAGGGAUAUGCACAAAUUCUAGGGUAUGGCUGCAAGCGUUUAGCCAUAGUUAUGGAAUGACUGAACAUUAUCUCUAGAAGAGUAAGGAGAAUUAUUCAUUUAUUCUGUAACUCUGACGGUUGGUCAAUUAUUCGUAAACUGAAAAGUCACAGGGGCAAGGGGACUCUUUGCUUACAAUGUUUGGAUUUGCCUAGGUGCCAAUACCUGUUCGUUAUUUGCCGCGUGGUAGUAGCGAAGGACGGAAACAAAACUGAAUACUAUAUAUCACCACUAUGAUACGAAGCGAAUAUUGACGUUGGAUUUCGUUUCGAAUUUUGUUCCCUACUAUAUUUUAUGGAAGGACCGGAUGUCGUGUAUGGUCAAUUUCCCUUGCUCUCAUGUGACUUUUUUCACAUCCGAUAUUAAAAAAAAUUAUAUGUUUACUAAAUUAAAAGCGAUUCUUCAAUAACUAAUUUUGAAGAUAUAAACGACAAUAAAUAGUAUGUUCUAGUAACAUACAGGAGAAAAAUAAUAUUCAAUAUUUUAAAAGCAGUAGAUUCGAGAAGCCGUUUGCCUUCGCCCCUCUUAGUUUUGUUAAGAAUAAAUAAAGUAAAGUAUCAUUAGUUUAACCCUUUAUAUCCUGAAGGUACUUUAAACCACCAUUUUCAUUGUAGCGUUGUUAAAAACGAAUGUUUCGAAGUACAAUGAAGAAGUAUAGUUUUGAAGUAUAAUCAACUGGUAUAAACUGAUUUGGUUUAAAGUAUCUAUCGUUAUAUGUAUUUACGCGCAAAUGAUACUACAAAUAUUUAUAAGAUUCAGGACAUAAAGGGUUAAUUUCAGUACAAAUUAAAAUUAAAAAGUGGUUAUUAACCGUUGUAAUAGUUGAAGCGUUCAAGUGCCAUUUUUUCCUUUUCUCUGUUUUCUAGUUAUUUGCUGUUAUGCUAUAUCAAUUUUAAAUGUGUCCAAUUUUGAAAAUUCUGAUUUUCAAUACUGAGUAUUAUAUGAAUGUUUUUUUAUUAAAAUAUUCGUAUUGAAAAAUAAUAUUUUGCGGUUUGUACAACGUGAAAGUGAAUAAUUGCGCCCUGACAUUUGUAGUGAGGGUAAAAAAUUGUAUUCAGUUUCGAAAUACAAUAAUUAUUUUGUUCAAACUGCAUUGAGUGCACGUCUACGAAGACGCGUAACGGUAAAAGCUGCAUGAUAUCAAAAAGGGUAACUACUUUUAUACGAGGCUAUCAUAAAUGCCAACUAUUGUCUCUCUGAAUUUGUUUCGGUGUUAAACAGCUGCUAAGAUGUUACAUUUGGUAACUUAUUAGUUUUCAUUAUCGUCGUUACUAUCAGCAAUCUUAUGUAAUUUUAUAUUACACUAUUUUAGUUACAUUAAUAUAAAAUUAAUUUAAUUUAAAUUUACGAAAGUAGCUUCGUACGAUUUAGCUAUUGUGAUUACACUGUAUUAUCAUGUUAUGUUAUGUUACAAUACUGUAUUAUAUAGUUCGGUGAUACAUGUAUUAUUAUUACUUACCAAAUUUGUAGAAUAUUAUUUAUUUAAUGUUAAUUAAUGAAAUUCCGCCUUUGCAGAUACUGCUUAGUGAAAACGAUGUUAAUAUUGAUUGAUGUGUUGUGUUGUAUGUGACGAAUAUGCGAGUAUGUGUGGAACGUAAUGUAUAGUUUUCCACU